Messenger RNA from Lecanosticta acicola, 960 nucleotides. The record is from the annotation of a GenBank genome assembly. Lineage: Eukaryota; Fungi; Ascomycota; Dothideomycetes; Mycosphaerellales; Mycosphaerellaceae.
AUGUUCACAGCCUCGGGAGGAAAGAAGCGCAACAGAGAUGUCGACGACGAAGGAAAAGAACUUCAGGGACCCUUCGAGAAGGUAAAUAAUAUGUUUCCAUAGGUUUCUGCAACCCCUCUGACUCUGGAACAGCGGUCGCGAGCAACCACAGACAGCAGCGACGGCGAUCAAUGGUUCCAUCACGACUCGGUGCUCAACACGCCCACCACAGCACGCGAGCAACCCAAAUAUGACAGCGACGAUGAGCAGUCUUCGUCCAUCGUCUCCGAGCCGGGCAGCCCGCAGGAUAUCUCCAUGUCAGAUGGAGAUGAGGGCAUGGGUGGGGCGACCUUCUCUCAAUCACCGGAGGAUAACUUCAUCACGCACCCUCGGCCGGCCAUCCACAGUCCAUGGGGACAGCGCUUACGCACAGAACGUGUCCCAACACCAGCAGUGCCGAUGAGACCCGGUGCCAGCUCACCUCGCAUUCGGACUGGUCCCAAGCAGCAUAUCCGGAAGCGACAUCCGCAGCAGAACAGCACUGGCUCGGCGGGUUCAACAGGCUCGGAUCACCUCGAAGUACCUUCACCUAUAGACGAGGAUGAAGUGCCAACUCCACCGUCCGCGGCAGAAGCGGCAGGAUCGCAACUCAGCCAGUUGACAGUUAGUGACGUCGAUAUGGACGAGUCGGAUGCCGCGCCUACCAUUUCCAUUGACCCGGCUAGACCUCCGAGUGUCAAUGCAAACAAGACCCAGCAAGACUAUUCUAAUCCUUUGGGCCCCAUGGAGUCCGGAGCACAUAGUCUGGUGGUCCGCAAACAGCGUCAACGCAGCGGCGCACUGAGUAGUGGAAAUUCACCCGUGAGAUGUGUCGACCCUAGCACAACUUCCCACAAGCGUGGCUUCAGCAUGGGCUUUCGAGCAGACUGUGAGAAAUGCCGGCUGAAAGUGCCCGGGCACAUGAAUCACUUCAUCUCAUAG